AUGCACGAGCCCACACUCUGUCACAGCGUCAUCGCUUUUUUUCUAACAUCCAUCAGGUCCUCCGAAGCAGCGGAUGGGUUGAAUCGCGGUGGAUGUGAGGGUUUGUUGCAUGCUGCGCGAAGCCUUCUGUGCUCUACCUUUGUGAACAGCUACACUGAUUCCUUGGUGGUCCACGAUCGAUCGCCUCCUUUGCUGCGAUACAUCACGUCAGUUUCCAUCUCAUUCAGUGCCGGUCUGCAUGCGUCCAGUUUGGUGGUUUGUUUAGCUCUCACUCUGGAGCCCCAACUGGCCUCGCAAGUCCUGGUUCGAUUGUGUUGCGCGGCAUCAGCUAGCCCGGAAUCUGGUUCAAAUGGCGUCGGGGAAAUACCGGACAAUCCCAUAUCUGCGUUGUCGCUUUUCUUUCCUCUUUUGGAAGAACUUGAAGCCGGAUGGCUAGCACGCACUUCAUCUCAUAAGCAAGCCACUUGCGCCGCUCACUGGGCCGAAGCAUUUAGCUCAUUCCCGUCAUCAUCCUACUCGCAUCGACUUCUGGCCCACGAGUUUCUCCCCAGCAUUUUUGAGCUACUAAUGAACGAAAAGUCCUCAGACACCCAAUUGACCAAACGCGUGUUAAGAGCUUUAGUCUGGCUGAUCUACAAAGAACAAAAUCUGAACAGUCGCCAGCGUCUCGGUCCUCCCCAACUGGUAUUGGCCUUGGCCAUCCACUUGAUUCCGAUGCUAAAAUUGAUGUCCACUAUUACCGAUACACAGUCAUGCAGCCUCCUUUUGACUCUCUUGGACGCCGCCUCAGCGUUGUACAUCGAAACGAGUCCACCAUUCAAAAGGUGUGCACCACGCUCAGUCUCUCCCGGCGCACGUUGUCCCCCAGAGCACAGGUGCACCUUGUCGACGUCUCAAUGCUUGUCCGCUGGAAAAUAUUUAGUGGGAUUAUGGCACAAGAUGCUUGCCGCUCUCUCAUCCAUUGAUGCUUCUUCUUGUGAAGUUAUGGCGAAGUUGAAGCUACUGGACCGUAUCGAGGGUCUGCUGGUAUCACUUUCCACAAAAUAUCCUAUUUUACGAUGCACGAUCCUGCGCUUCUUACCCGACGCAAGUCUAACGAUUGCUAUGGCUAAAUCUACUGUGAACGACGUGAUGCCAUCCAUUUAUUCAAAAAUCAAAACCCGCUCCUUCGAUUGGCGUACGUUGCAUUCUCCUUCUUUCCUCCCGGACUUCAUGCUUCAAUCUCCGUCCGAUGUAGGUAACGGUUGUCGGGACAACUGCGAACAGCUUUUGCUGUUGGCCAGUCCACCUCCGGAUGAUGGCCUCGUGAGUCAAGUGAACGGGGAUAACCUCGCCAGGGGACAACUUCGCAGACCAAUGAAUACAGACCUAUCGGGCAACCUAAAGAAACAAACGGUUGGUGCUGGAUCCGACGCGGUUGCUAUCCAGUCAGCUACCACAGAUGCAUCCGCCGAUUGUAAUCAACUUUCUGGUGAUUUAUCUGGGUGUCAACCGAUCUAUUUCCAUUGGUUACGGUUAAUUGAUCGUCUUGUCUACGCUGCACCCAGUCCCUCAUUCUGCAGUCCGGAGUCCACUGGCCGAGUGUUGUCAACUCAGGCUCAGCUUGGAGUCCGAUUGGAGCAUUACCUGCUUCCUCAUGGACUGUGCAUUCCUCAAACCUCGAUAACUCACUUGCCGAAUCCACCUGCUCUGGUCCUUCCUCCGUCUGGAAUUGGCCUAGAGCGGGUGAUUGAGCUGGUGCACACCUUCUGCCCUGAGGUGAAAGCCCUUGCAACCAGUCUCCCAAGCGAUCAGCUUCAUCGUGCUUCACUACCCAACUUGUCCACUCCAAUGGCCAUACUGCUACUGCGUGCACUCGAUGUUCGUCGCAACGCGAUGAUGCUAGACACAAGCAAGCAAGAGUCGGUUACACCACCGAUGGACAACUCACUGGAUUCCCCCGAUCAGUUCAACGAAGAAUACCAGCUCCUCUUACCCUGUCCCAAACUGGUUCUCGGUCUGCUCAUGGGCUUGGAAGCCACUUGGGCAGGUCCGCUAGCGCCGCGAAUACCCAUCUCUGACUCAAUUCGCUAUCUUGAGGCCAACGAUGGACGCUACGCUCAAGGCAUCUUCCCGGUCAAGUCUUCACGCGAUGUUUAUUUUUCGCUGGCCAGGAGGCUCUCCGUCGAUUAUGGCCAACGUCGCGUCGAUUGUCGUUCUGCCCUGUUCCGGUUAACGCAAGACUUAUUGCUUUUGCUCGCUGAUUCGUGCUAUCGUCAAGACUACUGCGCAAUGAAAAAACAGCUUGCUUCCCUUGGUGAAGAGAUGGAUGGUGUUUCGCCACCCGACCGGGUUCAUUUUCCAUUAGAUCGACUUCUUCGUUGCCUCACUCCCCGCGAAAUGGCCAUUGUGUUAUCGGACAUCCGACGCAAUCUUCGGCUUCGGAUUGCGUUCGCCUGGGUGGGAGAGAACCGGCAUCAUUCCCCCGGUUCUGUCUCUGAUUCUGUGUUGAGCCUGAUCACCGCCGAUCGCCUGCCACCACCACCGGCCUUCAUCACUCCUGGCCUGCUACUCGCUAUUCUACACGCUCAUUUGAUGGAACGUGGUGUUGCGGAUAUAGUGGGUCCGCUGUUACAAGGAGUCACUUUGCUACAUCGCCUGUCACCUCCCAUGGAACAAUCUGUCACACCCGCGGACGCUAUGUUGGAGGAAGUCGAUGUGGACGGUGAAUUGAUGGUUGUUGUGAACGACUGAUCCGAUGUGCCGACAUACUUAUCCCAGUGUACACAGCCCCCUCCCUGAUACAGACUCUUCGCAUUCGCCGUCCGUCUUUCCUCUAGGCAAGCA
Molecule: messenger RNA, 2826 nt
Organism: Dicrocoelium dendriticum
Lineage: Eukaryota; Metazoa; Platyhelminthes; Trematoda; Plagiorchiida; Dicrocoeliidae
Source: the annotation of a GenBank genome assembly